Molecule: messenger RNA, 1274 nt
Organism: Ylistrum balloti
Lineage: Eukaryota; Metazoa; Mollusca; Bivalvia; Pectinida; Pectinidae
Product: POU domain, class 6, transcription factor 1-like
Exons: 7
Biological process (GO): regulation of transcription by RNA polymerase II
Molecular function (GO): RNA polymerase II cis-regulatory region sequence-specific DNA binding; DNA-binding transcription factor activity, RNA polymerase II-specific
Source: RefSeq, a predicted model, not a curated record
GUGGAAUCACAUCGUUGUCCAGUCCUACUCAGUUGUUUGGUCAGCCACAGGUGGCAGCACCGCAGUUCUUCCUCACAGGUCAGUCAGUGCAGGCCGCAGCAGCAUCAGCAGCAGGCCAGUGCCACAGUCCAGCAUCCUCAAUACAGCAGCUUCUCAUCCCUGUCUCCACAGGUAAUGGAGCUCAGCAGUUUAUUAGUAUCCCUGUGUCCCUGGCAGCUGGUGGUAACCAACAGAUACAGCUGCUUACCACCUCAAAUGGCCAAAUCAUCGCCACGAACCUUGCAAACAUACCUGGUCUCACCCAACCUCUCAACCUCAAUAUCAACAACACUGGUGCACAUCAAGCCCAGAAUUCCACCAAUAACUCGAGUCACCAACAGGCCAACAGUCUGGGACUAGCCAAUCAGCUUGGUUCUCUACCUCAACUGCUGACAACUGGAGCACAGGGACAAAUCCUAGCUGUGGGUCCUCAGGUAAUCAACCCACUCUCCUUGACACAGCCUACACUCGCUUCUUCUGCCAACAAUUCACUGACCCAAGUCUCUCAAACUAAUGGUCAGCUAACGGCCAAUCACAGUACAGUGUCUGCUCAUCACACAGCCAUCCGUCAUGCCCAUACCAACAGCCAACCUGUGGUAGCACCAGUCGUGUCCUCGCCCCCCAGAUUGCCCACACAAGUCCUCACUCCAACAGUCACCUCCGAUGUUCUCCCACCCAACGUCAGUCAACUGCUUCCAAUUAACCUUUCAGACACAGUAGGAAAUUCUACAGAGAGCACCACUGUAGAUGGGAUAAACCUCGAUGAGAUCAAAGAAUUUGCCAAACAGUUUAAAAUCCGGAGACUGUCUUUAGGGCUGACUCAAACACAAGUAGGUCAGGCACUAAGUGCAACAGAGGGGCCUGCAUACAGCCAGUCAGCUAUCUGUAGAUUUGAGAAAUUAGACAUAACACCAAAGAGUGCCCAGAAGAUCAAACCAGUUCUGGAACGGUGGAUGCUUGAGGCAGAAGAACGGUAUAAGAAUGGAGUGUCAAAUCUUACUGACUUUAUAGGCAGCGAACCAUCAAAGAAACGGAAGCGAAGAACUUCCUUCACUCCCCAGGCUCUUGAAGUUCUCAACCAGUUUUUUGAGAGGAAUACACAUCCUUCAGGUGCGGAAAUGACAGAGCUAUCAGAAAAGUUGAACUAUGAUCGAGAAGUGAUUCGCGUGUGGUUCUGCAACAAAAGACAAGCAUUAAAAAACACCAUUAAAAAACUUAAACAGGAGACACCCUGA